Molecule: messenger RNA, 1962 nt
Organism: Adineta ricciae
Lineage: Eukaryota; Metazoa; Rotifera; Eurotatoria; Adinetida; Adinetidae
Source: the annotation of a GenBank genome assembly
AUGUCGACUGAUCAACGUAAACGUGAGCUCGAAGAAAAACGAGCGAAAUUGGAGAAGAUGCGACAAGAAAAGAUGCUCAAGAACACUCCAACAACACCUAUGACCCCGGGUUUCGCUUCGAUACCAGCAAUGACAUUAACGACAACACGAGAGGAUGCGGAUCCAGAUAAAAUUCUUAAAGAAGUUGGAAUUCUUCAAACAGCAUCACUUCCAGCUACAUCACCUUCUGUCUCACCAGGAUCAGCCGGAGGAGCAUCCGCAUCGGCGUCAUCAUCGCAACAAAAGCGGCGACCUCCCAGUAGCAUCGCCUUACAAAUAUGUCAACAGCCCACUGCAACGAUCAGUGUUCCUCCUAAGGAAUUAGUAACAUAUUCGAAAGAAGUUCAAACUAUCGAAUCAGGUGAUAAAGAUCCUGCUGCAAGUCCCAUUCAACACGAGCAUUUACAAUGGGAUGAUGAAUUUCCCCAACCAACGGCUGGUGAACGUAAUCAACUUGUUUAUGUUAGUGAUGAAGAUACGAUGAGUUUUGAUGAAAAUACUAAACCAUCGAUUGGUAUGUCAUUAGCGUCAGUGGCAAAAUUGGAACGAACUCGAUCAUUAAAACAACAAAAUAAACAAUUUAGUUUACAAGGUCAAUCGUCAUUGGUUAAACAAGAAUUAACUAAUGAAGAACGUGAACAAAUUCAAAAAAGCGAACAAUUUCAAGAUUUCUUUUCGCGCUCAGCUCGUAUUAUCGAACGAUCAUUGUGGGAGAGUCCACAAGCAUUUGAUUUAUUCAAAGAUUAUAGCGGAAGAGAAUCAGACGAACAAAAUGAAAAAAUGGAUGUUGGAGAAAUCAUUAAAUUCGAUCGAGAGUUUUUCGAUGAACGAUGGACACGCCAUCGUAUUGUCACUUGUAUUGAUACAUCAACUUAUCAUCCAGAAUUAGUUCUGGCAUCAUAUUCACAAAAUGAUGAGUCAACACACGAAUCCGAUGGUGUUGUACUUAUUUGGAAUACAAAAUUCAAAUCAAAACCAACUCCUGAAUAUGUGUUCAACUGUCAGUCAUGGGUGACAUCUUGUGUUUUCAGUAAGUUUCAUCCAAACAUUCUCUUAGGUGGUACUUAUAGUGGUCAAAUCGUUGUUUGGGAUACUCGUACGAACAAACGCACGCCUGUGCAACGAACUGCUCUCUCAGCAUCGUCUCAUACUCAUCCGGUGUAUUGUUUGCAAGUAAUUGGUACACAAAAUGCAAAUAACUUAAUCUCGAUAUCCAACGAAGGCAAAAUGUCAUACCGAACAAAACCUGUUGCAGCAACACGAAUGGUGUUUCCUGGUGUCGAAGUGAAUAACUUUGUCAUUGGUAGUGAAGAAGGUCAAGCUUAUUCCGGUUCAAGACAUGGAAAUAAAGCCGGAAUUCAAGAUAGUUACGAAGGACAUUUCGGUCCAAUUACAGGUCUUAGCUGUCACAAUGUCAAUGGCUCUGUUGAUUUCUCUUCCCUGUUCUUGACAUCUUCAUUUGAUUGGAGUGUAAAAUUAUGGUCGCUGAAAGAAUCUAAACCGCUCAACUCAUUCGAAGUCAACAGCGAUUACGUCACUGAUGUACGCUGGUCACCAGUUCAUCCGAGUGUAUUCUUAACAUGUGAUAUAACUGGUCGUUUCGACAUUUGGAAUUUAAACCAUGAUUCCGAAUUACCCUUACUAAGUACAACAUUAGAUGGUAAUGUCGCGUUAAACAAAUGUCUAUGGUCACAUAAUGGCCAACAGAUCAUCUUAGGUGACGAUCAAGGUAAAUUACGUUUGUAUGAUGUCAAUGAAUUUCUUACCAAUCCCAAACAAGAUGAUUUUAAUAAGUUAAGUAGUACAUUACAAGAAUUUAAACGAAAUACACUUGAUGCAUUUGAUGAUAAUCACCCGACAAGUGUUCCGACAACGACAACAGCAGCAACAACAAGUGCAACGUCGGUUAGUCACAAUUCGUAA